AGUUGAAUUGUUUCCUAUUACAUUUACAGAUACGUAUCGAAUGAUCAGUCCUACGAUAACGUUUCCGGUAAUAAAUUUUAGUAAAAAUGUAAGCAUUGUCGAAUUUCCCCACUAACACUGUAAACGCAGUCCUAUGUUCGACUCUGAAGUUGUUUUAUCAAACAGAUGUUCCUUCGAGCACGAUAGAAUCAGUUUUUGGGCUCUAGACCUGUGUAAACAGAACGAAACGACGUCUCACGUGACACGUGAAUUCAAUCGCAGAAGAAAAAUUGGAUAGCUGAGCUUCGAAGGUGUCACAUCGCCUGUGGAACUAAACUAGUAUUGCUGGAGUGAGCUUAAUUGAUGUUUGGCCGCCAGUCCGCUCCAAACUGGACUCAGUUCUGGAAUUUUUAAAAGGCGUUAGUGGCAGAGACUUCAGAAUAAAGGGAAGCUAUAUGUUGAUCGACGCCAUUAUGCAAGAGCCCUAUACAAGUCGGCGAUACCGUAACGCGGGAAGGGAAAUGAGCUGUUAACACCUUUCGUCCCAACACCAGUGACAGUUGUAGCCCGUCAUCGAUCAGCAGCUAACAGUCCAACGCCAGGAUGGACAAGAAUGUGAAUGGAAUAAUUCCUCUUUGUAUACCAUUGGACCCCGACUUACAGACUACCAAUUUAGUCUACUGUUUCCAGAACUGCAGCUAAAGAACAUGUUUAGCACGCCCCCUACUGCUGUACAGACUCCCUAAACAGGAAUCCAAAAGGAACCUCCAACCUAUGUUCGUGUCCGCGCCCCCAACAUCGACGGGAGAAGAGCCAGAGCGCUCGACCUGCAUUAUUAUGGCUGAAAGACUUUGUGACUUCAUCGAAUUCACACAGUAGCUCAUUUCCCAUUUCCUAUAUUUGUUUGAUAUACAGUAUCUAAUUGGCGUUGGAAUGUGUUAAUAAGAGGGACAUAAUGUCAUGUAGUGCGACAUGUAUAGGUUUGCGAACCUGCUUCCGACUAAAGCAGUGUUCUGGUACAAUCCGCGCUGUGUUUGCCGUUAUAAGGCACAACCGUGCUUCUUUUGACCGUGCCAUCAUAAUGAAGGUAUACCGUAACAGUUCUUCACAAAGGUGGCAAUUCUCAUCACAUAAACAAGUUAACUCUGCUGCUGAACGUAACAAAGAACCCAUUUUUCAAGUCCUAAAAAAGGUCAUAUCACCUUACAUUGAAGCCACUGGUAAAGAGGACUGUAUUUAUCACUGUCUUGAAAUUUCAUCUGGAAGCGGGCAGCAUGUAGCAUACUUUGCGCCACACUUUCCAUCUGUUGUGUGGCAGCCAUCUGACAUAGAUAUGUCAUCAUUUGGUAGUAUCUCUGCAUACAUAAAAGAUGCACAGGUCUCAAAUAUUAAGCAGCCUGUAUUUAUAGAUGUGCGUGAAGAAUACACCAAAUGGGGAGGAGGCGGUGUAGUAGGAAAGCAGUCAGUGGAUUUCAUCUUAAGCAUCAACCUUAUUCACAUUUCUUCAUUCAUAUGCACUGAACGUCUGUUUCACAAUGCUGGUGAAGUUCUAAAACGUGGUGGCCUACUUUUCACAUAUGGCCCAUAUGCAUUCCAUGGUAAGAUUUCACCAGAGUCAAAUGUCCGUUUUAAUUCAAUGUUGCAAUCCCAAAAUCCUGAAUGGGGUUUACGGGAUAUAGAUCAGUUGACAACGUUGGCAGCUUCUGCUGGUAUGCAUUUGCAUGAAGUUGUUCCAUUGCCAGCUAACAACCAUUGCCUCAUCUGGAAGAAAGAAUAAAAUUGUGCAAGGGAAAAAAUAUUAAUUUGAGGGAACAAAAUUUGCAGUACCAUUGUAUGUUUCAUGUUUCUAACAAAUAGAUUUUCACUAAGUACCGAUACAUUAUGAUUAACACUUCACUAUUUUUAUUUUAUUUCUCCACUUAAUAUUUCACAGCUGUCUAUCAGAUGAAGGUUUUUCUUUUUAAAUACUGUUAUUUAAACAAGGAGAUGCUCCGUCUCCAUUGCUCUCUAACUUUGCACUAGAAUACGCCAUCAGGAAAGUCCAAGAUAGGCAGGA
Zootermopsis nevadensis is the source of this 2035-nucleotide messenger RNA. Its product is annotated as methyltransferase-like 26. The record is from RefSeq and is a predicted model, not a curated record. NCBI's taxonomy places the organism in Eukaryota, Metazoa, Arthropoda, Insecta, Blattodea, Termopsidae.